ACUGCAGCCAGCAGGCAAAAGAGACAACAAGAAUGGAGGACAAUACAAGCUCAAAGAUCUUCAAUGACUCUGUUCAUGGUCACAUUGAGAUGCCUCCUUUACUGGUGAAAAUAAUCGAUACUCCAGAGUUUCAGCGCUUGAGGAACAUCAAGCAACUCGGAGGAGGUUAUUAUGUUUAUCCAGGAGCUUCUCACAAUCGCUUUGAGCACUCCAUUGGUGUGGCUCAUCUGGCAGGACAGCUUGUAAAGAGUCUGAAAGCUCACCAGGGUUUGAAUAUAACUAAACAAGAUGAAGUCUGUGUGCAGAUCGCAGGACUUUGUCACGAUCUGGGUCAUGGUCCAUUCUCUCAUGCUUUUGAGAAAUUCAUGAAAGAACUGAACCCACAUUCACAGUGGAAGCAUGAACAGCAAUCAGUGAAAAUAUUUAAGCACCUCAAUACAAAACAUCAACUGGGAUUAGGAAUGGAAGAUGUCAACUUGAUUGCAGAUCUUAUCAAUUCAAGUGCCAAGGAAGUUCCUCAGCAUGAACAAUCAGCCAAAAUGUUCGAAGACCUCAAGAAACAAAUGAAGAAUGACAUAAAAGAUGACACAUUAACAGAUGAAUACUUCAGCUUGAUUGCGGACCUAAUAAUUCCAAGUGAAAUCCCCAAGUAUGAACAAUCAGCCAAAAUGUUCGAAGAACUCAAGAAACAAAUGAAGAAUGACCUAAAAGAUGACGCAUUAACAGAUGAAUGCUUCAGCUUGAUUAAGGACCUAAUCAUUCCAUUCCAGACAGACCGUUACUUGUAUGAGAUUGUGGCCAAUUCUAGAACCGGCAUUGAUGUUGACAAAAUGGACUACUUCAGCAGGGAUUGCCACCAUCUGGGUAUGAAAUGUAACUUCUCCCAUGAACGUUACAUGAAAUUUGCACGAGUCUGCACUGAUAAGAAUGAAGAACCGCAGAUCUGCAUGAGAGACAAGGAAGCAAUUAACAUGUAUGAACUGUUUCACAUUCGCAACCUCCUUCACCAUAAUGCCUACCAACACAGGGUUGUAAAGGCAGUGGAACUCAUGAUAGUGGAUGCGCUCAAAAAAGCUGAAAAUACAUUCAAAAUCUCUUCUCAAGUCAAUAACCUCCAAAAAUAUGUGACUCUCACAGAUGACAUUCUUCAGCAAAUCCAAUGCUCAGAAUCAACAGACUCAGAUCUUAAAGAAGCACAAGAAAUCAUUGACAGAAUAUCAGAACGUAAAUUUUACAAGUUCAUUGGAGCGAAAAUAUUUGAGCCUGAGGAUCUGAAACACUUAGGUACAAAGGAUCAAGACCAGAAAACAGUGGAGGUCUGGCUGAAAAAUGUGGAGAAAAGACUUGGUGAUCAGUCUCGUGAUCUAGAGAACUUUGAAGCUCUGGAUAAUUUCCAGAAAACACUGAAGACCUGGCUGACAAAAACGGGGGAAAUGCCUAGUGAUCUGGCUCUUCACAAAAAAGCUCUGUAUCAAUACCAGAAAAAGCUGGAGGUCUGGCUAAAAAAUGAGAAGAAAAAACUUAAGUCUCUUGGUCUAAAGGAGUCUGAAGCUCUGAAUCACUUCCAGAAAAACCUGAAAAUCUUGCUGGAGAAAAAGGAUGGUGGUCAGUCUAUCAUUAAAGAUUCUUACCAGGAAAAACUGAAGACCUGGCUUGAGUCACUGAAGUAUAACAAGCUGUCUCUUGACCCAAAGUUCGUUAAAGCUGGGGAUGAAUUCCAGAAAACUAUGGAGGAAAUGCCCAGUCGUCAGUCUCUCAAUCCAGAACUUGCUAAAGUUGUGAAAAUGCUGGAGACCUGGCUAGAAAACGAGGGAAAAAGGCAGAGUGAUGCAGACUAUGUUAAAGUUGUGAAAACACUGGUGGCCUGGCUGAAGAAUGAGGAGAAGAUGUUUGUUGGUCAGUCUCUUAAUCCAGAGUUCAUUGAAGUUGUGGAUCAAUUCCAGAAAACACUGGAGGCCUGGCUGAAGAAUGAGAAAAAGCCUGAUCGUCAGUCUCUCAACCCAGAGCUAAAAGAAGUUGUGAAAAUCCUGAAGACCUGGCUGAAGAACAAUGAGAAAACGCAUGGCAGUCAGCCUCUUGAUACAAAGUUUGUUAAUGUUGUGGCCUGGCUGAAAUAUGUGGAGGAAAGUGAGUCCCUCAAUACAGAAAAUUUUGAAGUCGUGCCGAUCAAUUUCAGCUAUGGCAUGAAAGAGAAGAAUCCAAUUGAUGCUCUACGAUUCUAUAGGAAAAAUGAUCCAGAUACACCAGUACAACUGUCCAAAGAUGAGGUCUCAUACCUCCUGCCGGAGAAAUUUGCUGAAAUCAAAGUAAUGGUUUUCUACAAAGGAUUAAACACAGCUGUCGAAAACCUCACCAAAAAGCAUAUCAUAGAAUUCUGGAAUGACUUGAAACCUGCCUCUGCAGUGGUGCACAAUCCCAGCAUUUACAUGGAUCUCUCAGAUGUCAAACCUGAUUUACUUCAGAGAUUCCGACACUCAGCAGAAGACAUCAUUAAGAAAUUUUCAAAACAGGGAUCUAGCAAGAUCAUUGCUGAGAAAAUAUUCAAGACAGAGGAAGUUAAACAUUUGGACAAUGAUAAGCAGCGGAAGGAGAAGGUGGAGGCCUGGUUGAAGAGCAUCCAAGAAACUUAUGGUUAUCAGCUGAAAUUCACUGCAGAUGACUUUGAAGUGGUCAAAUACUCCCUGCCAGACAAACCUGAUUCAACUAAGGUCCUUCUUUUGUACAAGGGACUGCCUGAAAACAAUACUGAAAAAUUCUGGGAAGAAGUGCUGAAGGAUCUGAAAGACAAGGAGCUUAUCUCUGCUUUAGUGAAGAAGACAAUCACUUAUGUCAACCUCAUAGAUGGAAAACCUAUGGCAAUCAUAUGCCUGCUAAUCUCAGCAGGACAUGGAAUAAUUGAGGAACUCCUAAAACAGGGCUUUUUUAUCUUUGAAGAGAAAAUAUUCAAAGCUGAGCAUCUGAAACAUUUGCAAAGUGAUGACCAGUGGAAGGAGAUGCUGAAGGCCUGGUUCAAAAAUGUCCAGAAAAAAGCUGUAGAUGCAGCAGACUUUAAAGUGGUCUCAUACACCCUGCCUAGCCGACCUGAUUUUGUUAAUGUCAUGCUCUUCUGUAAGGGACUGCACAAAGAGGAGACUGAGAAAUUCUGGACAAAGUGUGAGAUUCCAGGAGAUCAGCAAGAGGCUCCACCCUCCAAAAGACCAAAAAAAACAGAAAACUGAGACAUAGUGAAAAACUAGGAGUCUUACCACUAAACCAGGGCUACUGAAUGAAUGCAACAAUAUGCAACUAUAUAUAUUAUUUUUUUUGUGUACUAACGUUAUAAUUAGCUAUUUAUGUUAAAUCCUAUGGCAAGGUCGUGCCAUUUUAUCUGAAGGGUGUUUGUUGUUUUUUAGAUGUGUUUAGAAACAGUUAAAUCUUUUGUAUAAUAAAGAAGUACUGACAUUUUGGAAGAAGCUGAGUUCUCUAACAGAGAUAGCUUGAGACAAGUGGGCAGGAAAAUGCCUAUAACACCAGCAUUAAGUGCUAUUCUUAUAUCUAAGAUCAUAGAAAAGACUUCAGAUGUGUGACAUAUUACCAAACAUUUGUAACAUUUUUGGAUUACACAACAGCCCACAACAAAGUAGAGUGAUUAGACUGGUUAGCUUUUAAGUACAAGCAGGGAAAUUAAAUGUUUAGUUUGUCAUUUGUGAUGUUUUGGGUCUAAUUUUCCUGAUGGUGGAGAAAUGAAGCACAUUGCUAAAUAUCUGUGAUUCAUACCAAAUUAGAAUUUUCAUUGGUGUCUUAGUUUUAUGUAACAAAGUAACCGCUCUGUCUGUCUUUGCUACAGGUAUCUUAUCAUCUAGUUACUGACUUUUAUUGUCUCUAUUCCAUUUAAUCAAUUCAACUGUAACACUGCUUGUUGCAAAGUGCCUUCCAGAGUUAUUAGAACCCAGGAUGUUUUAAGCUCAGCUAACUAAUGUUACUUUAUAUAAUGAUUUAUUUCCUUUAUUCUGUUGUUACAAUUACAAUUAUAUGCUUACUAGAUGAAGUAGCUGGAAAAUUGGUAUUUUAUAGGUUUAUUUCUAUAUAUGAGAAUUAUUACUUUAUGUAUGUGUUCAGUCAUUUAUGUAGUGAUUCACAAUAAUCUGCUUUAUAAUUCUGCUUUAACUGACCAAAGUUUAGAUACAGCACUGAAAAUAUUGAGAUUUGAUUUGUCUGGAACACGUCUUCAGUUUUGAUUAACUUUAAAAUUGGGCCACUGCUGUAACAGCAUUCAGUCUCUGUAACAUUCUUAUGAUUUAUAUCUAUUUCAGCGAAAACAUCUCAGAUUUGUCUACAGAAACAUGACUAUGUGAAUGGGUUUGUUUAGAUCUAUAAUUAAAUAAACAUGCCAAAUGCCUGUAUGUA
This is a messenger RNA of Pygocentrus nattereri (red-bellied piranha), 4386 nucleotides long. RefSeq lists its product as uncharacterized. The transcript is spliced from 33 exons. Gene Ontology annotation, cellular component: nucleus. Gene Ontology annotation, molecular function: dGTPase activity. NCBI's taxonomy places the organism in Eukaryota, Metazoa, Chordata, Actinopteri, Characiformes, Serrasalmidae. The coding region runs from base 33 to 3218 and encodes 1061 amino acids. Gene Ontology annotation, biological process: dGTP catabolic process. The record is from RefSeq and is a predicted model, not a curated record.